Molecule: messenger RNA, 11163 nt
Organism: Struthio camelus australis
Lineage: Eukaryota; Metazoa; Chordata; Aves; Struthioniformes; Struthionidae
Source: RefSeq, a predicted model, not a curated record
GAUUGCAAGAAGAGAGCAAAGAUCUUGUCCAAAGGAUGCUUCUUUUUGAGUUGACUUAAACUGGAAAAGCUCUAACUGUUGCCUAAAUACUCAAGCUGACUUAAACUGGAAAAGCUCUAGCUGUUGACUGGAUACUCAAGAAUGCCAGCAAUUCUGCUUCUGCUAUGGCUGAGCAGAAGUCAGUGUGUGUUUCGGUGGAUGAAGUGGUCUCAAAUGGCACAGAUAACCAAGAUGCUCGACUGAUGAAUGGGCACUUAAAAAAGGUGGACAACACUCUGACAGAAGCUCAUCGUUUCUCCUACCUGCCCCGCAGACCAGCUGUGAAUAUUGAGUUUAAAGAACUAUCGUACUCUAUCCAGGAAGGGCCAUGGUGGAGGAAGAAGGGUUACAAGACCCUUUUGAAAGGAAUUUCAGGGAAAUUCAGCAGUGGAGAACUUGUUGCAAUUAUGGGUCCUUCUGGCGCUGGGAAGUCGACACUCAUGAACAUUCUGGCAGGAUACAGAGAGACGGGAAUGAAAGGAGAAAUUCUCAUCAAUGGACAGCCUCGUGACCUGCGCUCUUUUCGCAAAGUCUCCUGUUACAUCAUGCAAGAUGACAUGCUCCUUCCUCAUCUUACUGUCCAAGAGGCUAUGAUGGUAUCUGCUCAUUUGAAACUUCAAGAGAAAGAUGAAGGAAGAAGGGAAAUGGUAAAGGAAAUAUUGACAGCCCUCGGCUUGCUCGCAUGUGGCAACACGAGGACUGGGAGUCUUUCUGGAGGCCAGAGAAAGCGUCUUGCCAUUGCUCUGGAGCUGGUGAACAAUCCUCCUGUCAUGUUUUUUGAUGAACCAACCAGUGGCUUGGAUAGUGCAUCAUGUUUUCAGGUUGUCUCGUUGAUGAAGGCUUUAGCCCAGGGGGGCAGGUCCAUCAUCUGCACGAUUCACCAGCCCAGUGCUAAGCUGUUUGAAUUGUUUGAUCAGCUCUAUGUUUUAAGUCAAGGUCAAUGCAUUUACCGUGGGAAAGUAUUAAACCUAGUCCCUUACUUGAGAGAUUUGGGUUUAAAUUGUCCAACCUACCACAAUCCAGCAGAUUUUGUUAUGGAAGUAGCUUCUGGCGAAUAUGGAGACCAGAACAGCCGGCUGGUCAGGGCCGUGCAGGAGAGGAUAUGUGACACAGACUACAAGAGGGAUGUUGGUGAGAAUGAGUUGAACCCCUUCCUCUGGCACCGGCCUUCUGAAGAGGAUUCGUCCUCCACAGAAGGCUGCCACAGCUUCUCCGCCAGCUGCCUAACCCAGUUCUGCAUCCUCUUCAAAAGGACUUUUCUCACCAUCAUGAGGGAUUCAGUCUUGACGCACUUGCGUAUCACCUCACACAUUGGAAUUGGACUGCUCAUUGGCUUGCUGUACUUAGGGAUUGGUAAUGAAGCUAAGAAGGUCCUCAGCAACUCUGGCUUCCUCUUUUUUUCCAUGUUGUUUCUUAUGUUUGCUGCGCUCAUGCCAACCGUCCUUACAUUUCCUCUUGAGAUGGGAGUAUUUCUUAGAGAGCAUCUGAACUACUGGUACAGUCUGAAAGCCUACUAUCUUGCUAAAACCAUGGCUGAUGUUCCUUUUCAGAUCAUGUUUCCUGUAGCUUACUGCAGCAUCGUGUACUGGAUGACCUCGCAGCCAUCUGAUGCACUGAGAUUUGUCCUCUUUGCAGCCUUGGGAACCAUGACAUCCCUGGUGGCUCAGUCACUGGGUCUUCUGAUAGGUGCAGCCUCUACAUCCCUCCAGGUGGCCACUUUUGUGGGCCCAGUUACUGCUAUCCCAGUGCUUCUGUUCUCUGGGUUUUUUGUCAGCUUUGAUACCAUUCCAACGUACCUCCAGUGGAUGUCCUACAUUUCCUAUGUCAGAUAUGGGUUCGAAGGAGUUAUUCUCUCCAUCUAUGGACUGGAUCGAGAAGAUCUGCAUUGUGACAAAGAUGAUACUUGCCAUUUUCAAAAAUCAGAGGCAAUUCUGAGAGAACUAGACGUAGAAAAUGCCAAACUUUACCUGGACUUCCUUGUGCUCGGAAUUUUCUUCUUCUCUCUGCGCCUAAUUGCCUAUUUUGUCCUCAGAUACAAAAUCCGAGCAGAGAGGUAAAGGAAAAAACAACUAUAACAACGCAGUAGGAAAAACUUUAGACAUGCAGUAGAGGGCACUUGACAUUGUCUCACUGUGGCAGGCCGGUCUCCAGUGCCCAGCUAGAUGCUGUUAUGACCUAGCCCAUAGAGAACCGCAUUGGGAUAGCGGACAUAUAGUGUUAAGCCAAUCAGUCCAGUUGGGUUGGGUCAUGUUUUCAUUACUCUUUCUAGCUCUAACUAGGAAGAAGAAAUAGAAGGGAAUUUUAUGACACAGAAUUUCAAUACUGAGGUAGUGUAACUGUAACAAAAUACGUGGUUACAGGAACUUUCCUUAUGAAAACCAAUUCUGUGAUAAGGUAAUACUGGUCCUGGUAGCCAGCAUAGUAGAAUGUCAUCGUUAGGUGACAAGGUAAUGAGAUGCAAAAUGGGGGAUGCAAAGAAAAUAGGUUUCUGUCAUCUUUUAAAAUUCAAAAUUUCAUCUUUGCUGUUUUCUAUGUAUUAAUUUGCAGUUCUUUUCCACAGAAUUACCCCUUCUGUCCAAAAAUCUGUAAAUGUAUUAAUUAAUAAGAAAAAGCUAUCUUUUUAAUAUGGAUACUUUUUUAAAACAAAAGAAAAAACUAAAGUGAUUCAAGUCACUAUUUUUGUUCUAUCGAAAUUUAGAAUUUUGGUGCUUUACUUGUUGAGCUGGUCUCAUAUCUGAAAAUUGUAAUGGUAGGAUGAAAAGGCAAAUUCUGAGUCUGCACUAAAGCUGUGGUCCAUAUUUGGAAACAACAGUAGAUAGCACAGGCAGUCAAGCACAUUCAAGCUGUUGCUGGAUGAUUGAAAAAAAUGGUUUUUUUAGGUGUCUUAAAUCCUCCAUAUUUGUGGUAUUUAAAAUACUAACUCUGUUCUUUAUCCAUUUGAACUACCUCCUGUGAACAAAAACAGCAAAGCGCUCCAGGGUUCAUUUUCUCUUAAAUUGUGGAAGCAGAAUCUAUCCCUAAAGCCUGAGGGACUGUUAAAGUCUCAUGGCAUGACAGAACUAUCCAUAGCGCAAAGCUUGGGGUAUUACGUAGAAACGCUUGUGACUGCCUCGUGUGGCAGUACUCAAAAUACCUGUAACACAUUACACGUAGGGUUGUCCUCCAAAUAUGCAAGGGCAGUGUAGUAGGGCAGGGCUAAUUAUGCCAAGCAGUUUUGUUCUCAUCCAAGUCUACAUGCGUCACAUGGGCAUUGAUAGCUUAUUGAUCUAUAAACACUGAUGAAACCAUUAUAUGGGGCAUGCAUUUGUUUGCAUAUCUCAUCUUGCAAACUUGGCAGGGGGACUCCUCGUUCCAAGUUGAAGCAAAUUUUGUCACUGAGUUUCAGGGAUUUGAGCUUUCAACCUGAAAUGAAAGCAUGGGACCCAUACCCAUGUUGGAUGCCCUGGUAAACUCCUGUGCGAAUUCCACUACCUUUUGCGGUUAUAUGUUUACCGUAGUAUUGUAGAGAUUCAAGUCAGAUGCACAGAGUCUAUAAAUGCAUUAUUUCUAUCAGGAAGCUGAUACAAUUUUAAGAAGUCUUGUAAAUUGAAAGCAGCUCAGUAUCAGCAAACCAUUCAGGAGCUCAGCAACUCAUGACAGUAGAGAAGUUGAAGAGAGACCUUUUGCAUCUGCUGGUCACUAGUACUCACAAUUCACAGACUAUUUCUGAGGAAAAUGUUUUCCGUGGCUACAUCUGUACUAGUAAACUAAACAGUGCCGAGGCCGGCUCUCUGGCCUUUUGGUCGAUUUGCACAGUCUGUCCAUACUGUUAAGCCUUUGACUGAUAGGAAUGGUCCCCGACUGUGCUAACUUCUGAACAGUGCCGAAACAUUAUCUGGAAGAGCUCUGAUGGCCUAGGCUGCAGCUCUGCCAUUCAGCAGUAAAGACAAUUGUUUUCCAGUUCUUUUUGGCCCAUACUCAGGACCGCUUAAUUUACCGAUACAGACAUAGACUAUAUGUAGCUCUAUUAAACUCAAAAUGCUCAAGUUAAGCCUGUGUUCUGAACGAUUGAAGUCAAGUCACAUCUUUCAGGAAGGUUAGUUGAACUUUCCCUGGAAAAAAGGUUCAUCUGUGAAAACAAGGUCAAUCUUUACUGUAGAAGUGAAAAAAAACCCAACCCAACCCAACCCAAACCAAAAAAAACUUACACAACCUCUUUACAUGGUGCAGGAGCUCACUGCUUUUUCAUAAAGUCUCCCUAGGGCCAGCAGAGCUGUCAUGGGGUUCUGCAGCAUUUGCAGGCAUAAUCAAAAGGAGUUAUGGGCCUACAUGGCUGUCAGAUAUAAGAAAUGAAGGAUUUUGGCUAUUAUAAAUAAUAUUCAUAACUGUCAACAGUUUGUCAGCAAAUCAGAAGCUGAAAUCUCCUGACAAAACAUGACUUGAUUAUUUGAGGACUCUCAGAAUAUUUGUGAAUAUUGCAAACUGUUCAAAAGCUAUUUGCAAGUAGAUAAAAGACUACGUUUGCCAAAUUACUCUUUGGUUGCACACUGCUAGUCCAGCUGUAGGCUAGCUGAUUAGGAAAGAGUGGGACAAUCACGGCAUUAAAUAUAUUCAGGGCAUGUGUUGUGUGUUUACCAACACUAAUUUACCAAAUACCAGACUGAAGAUCACUUGCAGUUUACCAGACAGAAUAACCUUGUUGAUAAGACUGGUAUUUCAGCACUGUUGACUUAAACAGUGAAAAUACCUCUUCUCCCAUCUUGUCCCAGUAUAGCAGAAUGAGCUCCCUGGAUGCUGUCUUGUUAUCUGUGCCUAUACCUCUAUUUGUAGACAUUCUUGUUUGACUUCUUUAGUCUGUAACAUAUCCUCCUGUACUGAACUUUCUAUUGUACUGUGGUAGUCAAACGUCUGAUCCUCCAUGGGUGUUCCUAAGCAAAUGUAUGCUGUGGAAUAUUUUCAUCAUUCCUUUUUUGUUAGAUAUGCUUUUUUGUCAGCCAUCUGCUGUAGAGCACUUUGCUGAAAGUUACUAUUCUAAGGAACACUUUCAGACUGUAGUAUCCCAGUAAAGAAAUAAAUUAAGUCUGUUGAAACUCAGUGCUGCACAUAAAUGAGAUAAUCAUUUUUUCCUUCCUUAGCUCUAAAAUUAACAAGUGAUGUCUCUUCUGCUGUUAACUUUGGGACAGAAAUAUUUUAAGUUCAUCCCAAUUAUAUUUUUGUAUGCCACAAAGUUUUUACCAUACACUCAACUUGGUCUUUUUCCCUUUAUAUGGAAAUAAAUUCUAAUAGGCUGGUAUAAAAAGCAUUCCCGUGUUGAUGGGUUGAGCUUGCAUGUGCAGGAGUGUAAGCAAGAACAUUGUCAAACACUGGGGGCUUCAUGCUGAAGAAUAACGAAGCCAAUAAGAUUAAAAAUAUCAAAUCCUCAACUGAUAUAAAUAACUAUAAAUUGGGUGAAUCGAUUGCAUUAUGACCAUUUGAAUGAGGUCACAAUCUGACUAAAAAUUGCAUGAGAGGCACAAAUAUUUUUAAAGGUCUCUUGAAGACUGAGUGUAUCAUUCCUGUUGUAUUCUGUUGGCUUCCUUGUUUUGUUUUGACUUGUUUUGUGCAGUUACAUUGUGACGUGUUGCUUCAGUUAAGCAUCAGUUGAGCAUCAGUUACGAUUUUUUGCUCUUCAUUUUUUUUUUGACUGAAACUUGAAUAUAGACUGAGAAGGCCUGCAAGUUUUAAAAAACAAUAUUAAAAUUUCUUAUUUGCAGUUAAAUAAAAGAUUUGGAAAAUGUAUUCUGCUUGUAAGGAUUUGAGAAAAUUUCAUCUUUGUGGAUCAAGGGGAGUAACAAAAACAUCUAGUGCUGAAAUCCUGUUCACUUUUUAAUAUUUGGAGCUCAAAAUAUCCCUUUUCUCGUUAAAGGAGAAGAAAAUGUAUAUAUAAAAGAGGGAAAUCUGGUUAUGUAAGUGUGAGAUAAUGAAUACUUGAGUUUGAGGUAGUGGACAUACCAAAUGACUGGCAUGUCAAUUUUCCGUUUUGUGUCAAUGUCCGUAUUGACAACAGAAAUGAAUAUUUUGCUAAACGUUUGGUUUUAGAAAAACUAUAAUGGUACCUACUGACCUGUACAACCUCAGUGAUUCUCACAGAAGGAGAUCCUAUUUACUGUCCUGGCUACUCAACCUGAGAUGGAUAUCUUCUACUUUAAUGGGAUCCUUUGAGACCCUGUUCCAGCAAAGUACUUAAGUUCAUUAGUAACUUCUCACAUCUCUGUUGUACCAUCUGAAUCAAAGGAACAACUAAUGUCUUUAAAAUGAAGCCUAGGCUUAAGUGCUUUGCUUGGUGAUGGACAUAUUGCACAGGAAGACUGAGAUGCUGGCUGUGUAAACAGACUCAGAGACUACAGUGAGAAGCUCAUUUGCUUUGGGUUAUCCUCUGUGAAAUGACAGCAUUACACUAAUCUUGAAAUAAUUUUUUUGAAUCACAGAAUCCUUUUUUUGAGGGGAAGAGGAGAAUGAAAACCAAGCAUAGAGAGAAGUGUAUAUUUUUCUAUAUAUUUACUGUGACUUGCAGCAUUGCUUUUAUUAUCUGCACAACUUUGGUAAAGAAGAAAAUGAACUUUAUAUUUUUUUUCUGCAGGACUGCUUUAUAUUCUAAAAGUGUCAGCAUUUACUUUUACUUCCCAAAUCUAAAUAUGGAGGCAUCUUAGUUUUUUUUCAGUGUAGCUUUCACUGAAAUACAGUUUUAUUCUUUUGUCUCCUGCCUUGUGCCAGUUGUGUUCAGGAAGGGUAACACGGGACAGAGCAAGAGAGUUAAGGUGCAGCAAGCUUACGUGUCCAAACAGCUUCCCAGAAAAUCCAUGUGAGAAGGAUUCAAACCAUGUGCACGCCUCUUUCUUCUGCAGCCUCCUGCGAUCUCUUUGUCACCAAGUUGUAUUAUUACCAGUCUCAUUUCAUGGCCGUGUAGGGGAGAGGAUCGCGUGUAUUAGUCCUGCCUAAUGCAAGCGACCGCCCCAUCACUGCUGGAUUUGUUCUUAUGUUGUUGUUAUUGGGUGAAAGGUAGUCCUGUGAGGUUUAGCAAGAAGACAGUGUUUGACGCUGUGGAUCUGCUCUGAUGCUCCUUGAUCUUAGUGCAGUGGGAGCUGGCCUGGAGUCUUCUUCGUAGCGGCUGAAUACAGCAUUUUCUGUUGCAGUCUGGCACUGACUCAGCUGUGAUGUUUCCUCAUUCAUGGAAGUUUUUGAACACACGCACAUCAGUGUCUUGGGUUGGGUGGGAUUUAGGCACACACAGAUACUUUCCUGAACAGGACAGCUCUCCGAAUGAGCUAUUUUUGUUUUGGGCCAAGCUUUGUGAGUUUGUGUGAAUGUGGUUAGAAAGGGCAUCAGUUGCAGAAGUGGCAGCGAGGCAGAGCCUCCUCCUGAGUGCGAGGAUGGCGGUUGGGGUGCAGUGGCCAGGUGCAGCACGGGCCUGGCUGAGAAGACCUAGGUGCGGAGGGAAAGGAAAUGAUGUGCAUUUUUCACUAUUUUUCACUGUUUUUCACUAUGGUUACCCUGACUGGGCCAAGGAAAUGCAAUUCUUUUUUGCUUUUAUGUCCCAUCAACUGAAUAGUGUUUUUGGAGAUGGAUUGUCUCACCAAAGUUCUCUAAAAAUGGGAGGCCCGGUCUAAGUUCAUCAUUUGCAUUUCUCUGUAGUAAAAUGAAAGAAAUGGACAUGUCCAGGAAAAAUGACUUGUCUCAGGCAGACUUACCUCAGGCACCGGUCCCUUAGUGAGAGGGAGAGUGGAGAGUUGUCGCAAACUCGAAGCAGGUGACUGACUUAGGUGAGACGCCAAGAUGAGAGCUACAGUGAAAUGAGAUGAAUCCUACUCUUCCAGGCAGCAAUAGUUCGUCUGUGCUCCUAGCUAGCCCUAUAUUUACCAGCCCAGGAGUGAAUUAUUUUUCGGGAAGUUUGUCUCUAGGUUUGUUUCGUUGUUACAAUUGGCAGUGGUUCCUAACUCUGCGUUUGUGUUGCGCUGUGGGGAUCUGAAUGUUAAGUUAAAUCUUAUAGUGAUUAAUAUGGCAAAAAUGGUUUUGAUCAGACCUUCACUGUUCACCCAGGAUCUCUAUUACUCAAAUAUGACCUGCUCCAUCUGUAGCACUGGGAGAGCUUUUAUUUUCAGUCAUUUUGUGUGCUGGUUGCUGUUUAACCUUGCAUGCUGUGCCGUAGUGUUUUUGUUAGCCCCCAUGACGCUAGUGCUGGGACAUUAAACUGCAGUUUUUCACUGAUCUUUUGCAUUGUCAAAUCCUAACCUGGUGCUGAGCAUGCCUGUAGGCACCAGCGAUGCAAAGCUUGUAGGUGCGCUUUGGAGCCCAGCCAGUAACAGCUGUUUGCCCAGCGGUGGGUAUGACCUCUCUAGGCAGCGGAGACUAGAGAGGCACCUACAGAAAGCAAUUCUUACACUGAUCCUAACAUCUCAUUUAUGAUCUUUCCUAAGCACCUGCUUUGUGCCCAGCCUGAGACAGGAUUCAGACGUAGAUAAUUUCACAAAAAAGUAUGCUCCAGUGAGAUGUUUUGCCCAUGAGAGGUAUGCAACUCUUGCACUGACUGCUGAGGGAGCCUAGGCAAGUACCUUUGGUUAGCUGCCCACCUGUGGACAGCUCAAGUUAAGGGAGAGGAGUCUCCGUACAUUUAAACAUUAGCUAAAGCUUUGGUGCUUAGAGUUUUGGAGCAGCAAGGUCAAGUAAUUCAUUGCUCAAAUGGAAACUUUUGUUAAAACUGGUCUUGGAUUGUGGGUACCUCAGCAUACUUGGACAAGUAGAUGUGGGUUGAUUUAAGUUACUCUGUUUAUACAGCCCUACUGUAAAUUAGAGAAAGGUCAGAAUUUCAUUCUGAACUCUGACGGUUAUGACUGUUGGUCCCUUUAAUGUUCACAUAGGGCAGCAAAGAUUCCUACCAAAAGCAGGAAUAUUAGAAAAUGUUGAGGUUAUUUUUGGUGCUAACCCUCAGGCUCCUCCAGAGCAGGGUAACCAUGGUAGAUGAUGGCUCUGUAUUUCUGUGGAGUGGCUGCGAGUGGCAGCUGCAGAGAUAUUGCCCCACAGGCUGUCCCCUUUUCUUUGAGGCCACGAAUGAUGUUCCUGUGUGCAUCCAUUUUCAUACCAGAGCACCCCAAUGGGGUGCAACUGUACAGCAAUUGCAUUCCCGCUGUUCUGUACGGAAAGCCAUUUCUAAAGAACGGUAUUAACAAAGGCAUUUUGAAAAGCCUUGGGGAACUAGAAGCAGGCAGAAAAUGAUGCUGUGUCAUGUCCUCUGUAACAGUUGGUGACAGGCUGAUCAUUGCUCUGCCCAUGACAUUGGUCCUGUUAAUUCUGCCGCACAGCCCUAGUGAGUCUGUAAAGUAAGUGCUAAGUGUCACUGAAGUUAAUCGUGGGCUUUGCUUCAGGGACAAGGUUGUUAGCUUUUUCCAGGAUCAACCCCUACUGUCCUACUCUUAAAUACCUGUUUUUGUAAUACACAGAGAUCAUUUUAACGGAUCCCACUGAGUAGUUUAUAAAAACUAAUUAGAUAUCAUUGUGCAUAUUACACGUCCAAAAGUUGCAGUUUGAGUCUGCAAGCCUGACAACUUUGCUUUUAACUGUAUAUGUUAGCAUAUUUCUAUUUCUGUACACAUUCCAUGCUGCUUUUGUGAAAGAGUAGUGGUACUUUAGAGCAUGAAAUCUGGCAUCUUUUUUUCUUAUUAUUCUUAAACGUUACAGGGAACCAUAAUGUUGCAGUUAUAAUUAAAGUCAUCGUUCGGAGUUGUCGGUUAUAGAGCCUUAAGAGAUUAGAAUUCUUUUGAGACCCUUUGCCACAAUUGUAAAACAAAGGGUGACGAGUCCAAAUUGGUAUCCUUUGGCAAAAGCAAUUCCUGUGGCUCAGCCUGCCAGCCCAGAUUUUGUGUUAUUUAUGUCCACAAGAUACAUCAAGCUUUUGUUAAGCAUUUGUUUUGUGCUAGACCUCUGAGCAGGUCCUUCCUUGCUUACUAACUGCUUACGCCCUUAUUUGUGGGGUAUUUGUGGUUACUAUCCACCUGACUGGCAAAAAUGAGCUUUUUGGGAACAGUGCAAGAUACUUUGAGAUAAGCGGCCAACUUUUUAAACUUACGUGAACUAGUGAAUACCUGAAGUUCUAGAUCUAAAGGUGUGCUUCUCUUCACUACCACUCUUUCAAGAAGAAUCUAAAAAAAUCGAAAUCUAAAAAUCUAAAAUGUCUUUUUAAGCAGAUUGUAAGGGAACACAGAAGUCUUACUUUUAAAGUUGACAAGGCUUGUUACUACAGUGGCAUCUGUGAAGUCCAUUUUUUUUAACCCCACUUUAACUUAUUUUAGGAGUCCAUUUAAUUUGAUUAUUAUACAAACUCCUUUCUAUUACUUCAAAAAAGCAGCUUUCUUGGGUUCAAUGAUAGUCAUACCAGCCCUUACAAAUGUGAAUGAGUUGCUGAACAAUUUAAGAAAAUAUUGAAAAAGUGCUCCUAAAUUGUGGUAAAAGUUAGUAAAUGAGAUUUAAGGAGAAAAUUACAUUGAUAUAUAUAAAAAGAAAGCAACAAGUCUUGAAGUAUAGCCAAGCCUUUACCUAUGUCAGUAAAGAUUUGUGCAAUAUCUUAUCUCAGUCAGUUGACCUCGUUGUGAGGUACUACCCUUGAAUCUGUUAUUGAAUUAUUUAACAUUUGUUCUUUUGUUUUUAAAGCAAGAGUCAAUGCAAGUAACAUUUUAAAUCAGCGUGCUAAAGUGUGCAUAUUCUGUAUAUCUACUAUAUAAUUGGUGUCUCUUGUUUCUGUAAUGCAUUUGCAUUACUAUGAAUCAAUUUUAUUAUGCUUCUCUAGAGACUAUUGCUGCCUGCACGCUGUGAUAUAUUUGCACUGCUGUAGAUAUAUAUACACACACACAUACACAUACACAUAUAUAAUGAUAUUAUAUCAACCAUGUCUUUUUCAGGUUGCUUGUUACCUCUGUAGUUUAUGCUUACUGGUACAGUGGACCUGAGUAAAAAUGUGGGAUGUGGGGCAUUCUGAUGAUACAUUACAAUAAUAGAGAUAUCUUUGUAUAUUUCUGUAUACUUAAUACCUGUGAGAGAUUUGUAUGUGCAUUAUUUUCCAAACUAGGGCUUUGUUUUCUCAAAAUAGAGAACAUUUAUGAUAAUGUAACAAAAAAG